CCUCCCAGCAUUCAGCGGGCGCGCGGGCGGCGGGCGCCUUCGUCCCGGCUGCUGCGGACCCGGGGCGGGCGGAGGCGGCCGGCGGCGGCCGCUGAGGCAGCGCGGAGUGGACCGGGUGGAGGAGGGGCCGACGGUGCACACCCGCCCGCCAUGAAGCCCCCGGCAGCCUGUGCAGGAGGCGCCCUGGACACAGCAUCCCCGUGCUCCGUGGAGAACUACCUAAGAUGGGACCUGAGCGCCCAGCAAAUAGGGGAGCUCACCGUGGAGCUCAUCGAGCAAACUAAGCGUGUGUAUGACCAGGUGGGCGCGCAGAAGUUUGAAGACGUGUCCUACGAGAGUACCCUCAAGGCGCUGGCUGAUGUGGAGGUGUCCUACACAGUUCAGAGGAAUAUCCUGGACUUCCCGCAGCACGUGUCUCCCUCGAAGGACAUCCGGACGGCCAGCACAGAGGCGGACAAGAGGCUGUCCGAGUUCGACGUGGAGAUGAGCAUGAGGCGCGACGUGUACCAGAGGGUCGUCUGGCUGCAGGAGAAAGUGCAGAAGGACUCGCUGAGGCCAGAGGCCAUGCGGUACCUGGAGCGACUGAUCAAGCUGGGCAGGAGGAACGGGCUGCACCUGCCGGAGGAGACUCAGCAGAAAAUCAAGAGCAUCAAGAAGAAGCUGAGUCUCCUGUGCAUCGACUUCAACAAGAACCUGAACGAGGACACGACCUUCCUGCCACUCACGCGCGAGGAGCUGGGAGGCCUGCCGGAGGACUUUUUGAACUCUCUGGAGAAGAUUGGGGAUGACAAGUUGAAAGUCACCCUCAAGUACCCCCAUUAUUUUCCUCUCCUGAAGAAGUGCCACGUGCCCGAGACCAGGAGGAAGCUGGAGGAGGCCUUCAACUGUCGCUGCCAGCAGGAGAACUGUGCCAUUCUCAGAGAGCUGGUGACCCUUCGGGCCCAGAAGUCCAGCCUGCUGGGGUUCAGCACACACGCCGACUACGUCCUGGAGAUGAACAUGGCUAAGAACAGCCAGGUGGUGGCCACUUUCCUAGAUGAGCUGGCCCAGAAGCUGAAGCCCCUCGGGGAGCAGGAGCGGGCCGUGAUCCUGGAGCUGAAGAAGGCCGAGUGCGAGAGGCGGGGCCUGGACUUCGACGGGCGCAUCAACGCCUGGGACAUGCGCUACUACAUGAACCAGGUGGAGGAGACGCGCUACAGCGUGGACCAGAACCUGCUCAAGGAGUACUUCCCCAUGCACGUGGUCACCGAGGGCCUGCUCGGCAUCUACCAGGAGCUGCUGGGCCUUACCUUCCACCUGGAGGAGAGCGCCGCGGUGUGGCACGAAGACGUGAAGCUGUACUCCGUGCGGGACUCGGCCUCCGGGAGGCUCGUCGGCAAGUUCUACCUCGACCUCUACCCAAGGGAGGGGAAGUACGGGCACGCGGCCUGCUUCGGCCUGCAGCCAGGCUGCCUGCGGCAUGAUGGGAGCCGCCAGAUCGCCAUCGCGGCCAUGGUGGCCAACUUCACCAAGCCCACCCCGGACGCGCCCUCGCUGCUGCAGCACGACGAGGUGGAGACCUACUUCCACGAGUUCGGGCACGUGAUGCACCAGCUGUGCUCUCAGGCGGAGUUUGCCAUGUUUAGCGGGACGCACGUGGAGCGGGACUUCGUGGAGGCCCCUUCGCAGAUGCUGGAGAACUGGGUGUGGGAGAAGGAGCCGCUGCUCAGGAUGUCCCAGCACUACAAGACCGGCGGCGCCAUCCCCCAGGAGCUGCUGGAGAAGCUCAUCAAGUCCCGGCAGGCCAACACAGGUCUCUUCAACCUGCGCCAGAUCGUCCUGGCCAAGGUGGACCAGGCCCUGCACACCCAGACCGCCGCAGACCCCGCGGAGGAGUACGCCCGCCUCUGCCGGGAGAUCCUUGGGGUCCCAGCCACGCCAGGGACCAACAUGCCUGCAACCUUCGGCCACCUGGCAGGCGGCUAUGAUGCCCAGUACUACGGCUACCUGUGGAGCGAGGUGUACUCCAUGGACAUGUUCCACACGCGGUUCAAGCAGGAGGGCGUCCUCAACGGCAAGCAGGUCGGCAUGGACUACAGAAGCUGCAUCCUGCGGCCUGGCGGCUCCCAGGACGCUAGCAUCAUGCUGAAGCUCUUCCUGGGCCGAGACCCCAAGCAGGAUGCCUUCCUCCUGAGCAAAGGGCUGCAGGUGGACAGCAGCGAGCCGCCGGCCUGCUGACGCCCCAGGCGCUGCCGGCCCCGGCCCCAGCCCCGGGCUCAGCGCCCCGACCCCGGCUUCUGCCAUCCUGUUGCCUUAGCUCCCGGACGGGGCACGGGGUGGCCCGCAGCUCCGGGUGGGGGGUCGGGACAGGGUGAGCAGAUGGGGUGUCCGUCCUCCCUGUCCGUUCCUCCUGGCUGGUCUCCACAGGCCACCCCCACUUGGCGGCCGGCCUGGGCUGAUGGGCUCUUAUCCUCGAGAGGCCUGGAAAGCUCAUGUCCCGUCAAGCCCGCCAGUUCGUUGCACUAAUCCAUCCCUCUCUCGGGAAGUGUUGUGAGUGGAAAGAUGGUGGUUCUUGAAAUGCAGCCAUUAAAAGAAAAGGAAA
Messenger RNA from Mustela erminea (ermine), 2581 nucleotides. It is a transcript of the gene THOP1, whose product is annotated as thimet oligopeptidase 1. NCBI's taxonomy places the organism in Eukaryota, Metazoa, Chordata, Mammalia, Carnivora, Mustelidae. The transcript is spliced from 13 exons. Gene Ontology annotation, cellular component: mitochondrial intermembrane space. Gene Ontology annotation, biological process: peptide metabolic process; proteolysis. The record is from RefSeq and is a predicted model, not a curated record. Gene Ontology annotation, molecular function: metalloendopeptidase activity. The coding region runs from base 151 to 2217 and encodes 688 amino acids.